UGUGUAAUAAAUGUUGCAGUAUGAAAUACAGAUUAGAAUACCAGGGAAAUAUCGAUUCCCGUGUUUGCGUCUCAUGUUAUCAUCUACUCACGAAAGCAGAGAGCGAACAGGGAAUAGGUGAUUGGUCAGCCGAUUAUAAUACAUAUACCGAUUGUAGCGAUGUUAAUUCCGUACAGGGGAGACAGCCUAAUCCAAAUAAUCCCAUGGAGUAUUGUUCAACUAUACCACCCUUGCAACAGUUAGCCGGCGGUUUGCCGCCACCGCCAACGGUGAUGGUACCUGUAGGCGUUCUGAAGAGAGAGGGUUCGAAACAUCGUGCAGAAGGACAGAAAUCCGUAAUGUUCAGUGAUGAGCUAGACACGUGUUGGGACCCAAAACCACCAUAUCGUAAGCAAGGAAAUAAACGGAUUUUUGCAUCGGGAUCUACGUUGACGGACACUGCAACGAGAAGGCAAAACCAUCCUCCUCUAGACAAUAUCACCAAUAGCUACAUACCACAUGAUUCUAAUUUAUUGCCUCCGACCGUUACGAUACAUAAAGGCCAAAUUACAUACCACCCACCUAUGGACGAAAGUGUACUAUAUAAAACGCUGAAGAAUGAAUGCGAACCGUCAGUAAUGUUCGCAAUUAAUCGAAAUCUUUACGCAUAUGUAAAAAUAACUAAUUUAAAUUGCUGCGUAAACAAGAUCUGCUGGAAUGUAACAUCGAAAGGUCUUGCUUGCAUUGGUCAGGAUGAAGUUAUUUUAUUAGUCGAAGUUUUACCAGAUGAAACACGGAUUCCAAAGGACCUUCUUAUAUACAUUAAUCAAUUAUAUCUUGAAGCUAUUAAAGGUAAUACAAUGACAGAACUUGGCUUCUCAGUAUAUCAAGGUACCAACUUGCUAAGUUCACGUGAGCAUGCAGGAUUUCUUUUUAUUCGCCAGACAUUGCAAUGCUUACAAAAGAUUAUUUUACCGCCUGCACCUUUCUUAAUCGGACUCUUGAUUCACAGGUGGGAAACACCAUGGGCCAAAGUAUUCCCGUUAAGACUUCUUUUACGUCUCGGAGCGCAAUAUCGUUAUUAUCCUUGCCCAUUGGUGUCGGUUCGUUUUCGAAAUGCAUUAUAUUUUGAGAUUGGACAUACUGUCAUGAAAGUAUUAGCGGAUUUUAGAAAUUUCGGCUACACUUUGCCAGGAGUAAGGGGCUUAACAAUUCAUCUUAAAAAUCGUACAACGGACGUUAUGUUCCCUAGAAAUCGAUACGAUCAAGUUAUAAAAGGACUUCAUAACUCGAAUGAUCACGUCUUAGCUUAUGCCUCAAAUUUUAGUAUAACUGCGGAUUCACAUUUAGUUUGCAUACAAACGAACACUGGUGAUGAAAGCAGUUAUCAAACGCAAGCAAUAAACAUUCACAAUAAGCCAAGAACAGUAACCGGCGCCAGUUUUAUCGUCAUCAAUGGUGCCCUAAAAUCUUCUAUGGGUCUUUCUGCCAAAUCCAGUAUUGUUGAGGAUGGAUUAAUGGUAGAAAUAAUGCCAGAGAAAAUGGAAGCUUUGAAAGCUGCUCUAAAAAAUAUGCAAGAUUUUUCAAUCGGUUGCGGACGCCAGGGAGCAUUAGAACCGGACGAGACUGUAAACAUAAAGUGGGUCGAUAAUGACACGUUGUUCAACUUGGGUGUUAAAAGUCCUAUUGAUGGACAAUUAAUGGAUGGUAUACCAUCUAUAAGAGUGCAUAAUGGCAUUGAUUAUAAAGGUGCAACCCGAUUUAUACGCUGGACAGAAGUAUUUAUUAUAAAAUCAGAUGAUCAUUCAAGUGGUGUGAAUGAUCCUGUGGAUAUAAAUAAACUAUCUGGCAGCAUAGCGAAAGCAACAUGUGCAGCAUUAGUUAAGUUACUAGAUCUUCUGGCAACAGCAGGUUUAACAAAGCUCGGUGUUCGAACAACAAUUCAUCCGGAUAACGUGGGAUAUGAAGCUGGAAGUGAGGGUACAAAAUUACCUCCAAUAUAUAUGAAAAGUUUAGACAAUGAAUUAAUUCAAGUUUUACAUAAAGCUGUGCAAAGCAGUCAGGAUGCAUAUACAGUGCUUGAAUUGAUAUUUUAUGUGCUUGAAGAUUAAAAAUGAUAUAUAACAUUAUUUUAUGUGUUUUAAUCGAUGAUGUCAUCAGGAUAACAUUGAACGACUUUCAUUCAGUACUCGGAAGAUGUGCAAUUGCAUUGAAUAUCAUAGUGCAGUGAUUAUAUGAUCUGUAUGUUAUUUUUUAUGAUAUACCUUGUUUUAUAAUUCAGGAUGUUAUUCUCAAAUGUCUAUUUAUUAAGAUUGUGAAUUAAAUAUUUUUAAUUUUAUCACAAAAUAUUCAACGAUAUGCGGAAAACUUAUUACAAAACUUAUAAAUAUGAAUAAAGAAUCGAAAACAAACAGUAAUAGCGA
Messenger RNA from Wasmannia auropunctata (little fire ant), 2402 nucleotides. RefSeq names its product zinc finger FYVE domain-containing protein 9 (gene Sara). Bases 21 to 2090 code for a protein of 689 amino acids. The transcript is spliced from 12 exons. Lineage: Eukaryota; Metazoa; Arthropoda; Insecta; Hymenoptera; Formicidae. The record is from RefSeq and is a predicted model, not a curated record. Gene Ontology annotation, cellular component: early endosome membrane. Gene Ontology annotation, biological process: endosomal transport.